This is a messenger RNA of Cryptomeria japonica (Japanese cedar), 4528 nucleotides long. RefSeq names its product pentatricopeptide repeat-containing protein At3g16610-like. Gene Ontology annotation, biological process: RNA modification. Gene Ontology annotation, molecular function: protein binding; RNA binding. The transcript has a single exon. Bases 528 to 3806 code for a protein of 1092 amino acids. Gene Ontology annotation, cellular component: intracellular membrane-bounded organelle. The record is from RefSeq and is a predicted model, not a curated record. NCBI's taxonomy places the organism in Eukaryota, Viridiplantae, Streptophyta, Pinopsida, Cupressales, Cupressaceae.
AUAAUCGAUCUUAAUCACUGUGUUUGUAAACCCCACUCUGUUUGCAAACACGCCUGAAUCUAUCCUCAGAAUUACUGCAUUUUGUUAGUGAAAAAAAUUUACACCCUACUUUCAAAAUCUGUCAGAUAUACAUCUCUUUGGCGCGCUAUUUGUUUCUUCUGCUCUUCUUGAAUGAUUUUUUGUUUGUGUUUCAUUUCUUUUCUUUUUUAUUGAGGAUUUAAUAAUCUGGAUUUACCAUUCAGUAGCUAGCACCAGAGUUGGCUAGUGAGACAUUACGCAGUUCAUGCGUUAUUCGUUAUGAAUUUUUGAAAAUUGAAUGCGGUUUACUUUUAAUUUCACUUUCAAAUUUGAAAUUUAGAUAGAGAAAUGCAGGUCAAUAUACCCAGUUUUGAUUUUAAGAUGGAAAUAUUUAUGAUGAUCUCUGGCUUCCGAGGAAAUUCGCUCGUAACUUGAUUGUCUGCUUCAAGCGAAAAUUACAAUCAUAAAAUGCCAUUGUCAUGCUCUCCUCAUCCUAAUAUCACAGCAUUAUGCUCAAGGAAGCGCUGCACAUUCUGCUUACUACACACAACCCACCUGAAGAUUGCUCUACAUAUCUUCAAUUAUUGCACACCUGCAUUCUCAAAAACGCGCUUUCACAAGGGAACAAAGUUCACUCUUUAAUUGCUCACAGGCGAUUUGCCUUUGCUAAAUGCGCAAGUUUUCAUAAUAAGCUUAUUUGCAUGUAUGUCAAGUGCGGAAGUUUGGAGAAUGCUCGAAAAGUCUUUGACCUCAUGCAAGAUCGAGACAGAGUCUCAUGGAAUACGAUUAUUGCAGCGUACAGAAGACAUGGGUACCCUCACGAGGCAGUCACACUGUUUCACCAAAUGCAACGAACAGGUUUCCAACCCGAUCAGUUCAUAUUUGCCAGCGUACUCCCAGCCUGUGCCAAGAUGGGAGCUUUGGAACAGGGUAUGGACAUCCAUCAAGGCAUAAUGGAAGGGAAUUUUCUGUCAGAUAUUAUAGUUGGAAACGCAUUGGUAGACAUGUAUGCAAAAUGUGGAAGCCUUCACAGGGCACGUGAACUGUUUGACAUAAUGCCUCACAGAAAUGUGGUCUCAUGGAAUGCCAUGAUUGCAGGAUAUGCAAAAAAUGGAUUUUUUGAAAAGGCUUUAGAAACUUUCAAGCAAAUGCAAUCGGCAGGUGUAAAGCCAAAUUCCACAACCUUUGCCAGCGUCCUCCCUGCCUGUGCCAAAAUGGGAGCUUUGGAACAGGGUAUGGACAUCCAUCAAAGCAUGCAGGAUAGAGGAAUUUUGUCAGAUGUUGUAGUUGCAACUGCUCUGGUAGACAUGUAUGCAAAGUGUGGAAGCAUAGACAAAGCUCGUGAAGUGUUUGAUAGAAUGCCUCAAAGAAAUGUGGUAUCGUGGACCGCAAUGAUUGCAGGAUAUGCACAAAAUGGAAUUGUUGAAAAGGCUUUAGAAACUUUCAAGCAAAUGCAAUUGGCAGGUUUAAAGCCGAAUUCCACAACCUUUGCCAGCAUCCUCUCGGCAUGCGCCAAAAUGGGAGAUUUGGAUUACGGUAUGGUUAUCCAUCAGAGCAUUAUGGAAGGUAAAUUUUUAUCUGAUAAUAUAGUUGGAAAUGCUCUGAUAGACAUGUACGCAAAAUGUGGAAGCAUAGACAGGGCCCGCGAACUGUUUGACAGAAUGCCUCAAAGAGAUGUCAUCUCAUGGAAUGCAAUGAUUGCAGGAUAUGCUCAAAAUGGGUUUGUUGAAAAGGCUUUAGAAACUUUGAAGCAAAUGCAAUUCGCAGGUGUAAAGCCAAACUCCACAACCUUAAUCAGCAUUCUCUCUGCCUGUGCCAAAAUGGGAGCUUUGGAACAGGGAAUGGAUAUCCAUCAAAGCAUAAUUGAAGGGGGGUUUUUGUCAGAUGUUAUAGUUGGAAAUACCCUGCUAGACAUGUAUGCAAAAUGUGGAAGCCUUCACACGGCACGAGAAUUGUUUGAGAGAAUGCCUCAAAGAAAUGUGGUCUCAUGGAAUGCCAUGAUUGCAGGAUAUGCACAAAAUGGAUUCCUUGAAAAGGCUUUAGAAAUGUUAAAGCAAAUGCAAUUGGCAGGCGUAAAGCCAAAUUCCACAACCUUUGCCAGCAUCCUCCCUGCCUGUGCCAAAUUGGGAGCUUUGGAACAUGGUAUGGACAUCCAUCAAAGCAUAACGGAUAGGGGAAUCUUGUCAGAUGUUGUAGUUGCCACUGCCCUGGUAGACAUGCAUGCAAAAUGUGGAAGCAUAAACAAGGCUCGUGAACUGUUUGACAGAAUGCCUCAAAGAAAUGUGGUCUCAUGGAAUACCAUGAUUGCAGGAUAUGCACAAAAUGGAUUUGUUGAAAGGGCUCUAGAAACUUUCAAGGAAAUGCAAUUGGCAGGUGUAAAGCCAAAUUCCACAACUUUUGCCAGUGUCCUCCCUGCUUGUGCUAAAAUGGGAGCUUUAGAACAAGGUAUGGACAUCCAUCAAAUCAUAAAGAAUAGUGGAACUUUAUCCGAUGUUGCAGUUACAACAGCCCUAGUGGACAUGUAUGCAAAAUGUGGAAGCAUAGACAAGGCACAUAAAUUGUUCGACAAAAUGCCAAAAAGAAAUGAGGUCUCAUGGAAUGUCAUGAUUGCUGGAUAUGCACAAAAUGGAUUUUAUGAAAAGGCUUUAGAAACUUUUGAGCAAAUGCAAUUGGCAGGUGUAAAGCCAAAUUCUGCAACCUUUGCCAGCAUCCUCCCUGCCUGUGCCAAAAUGGGAACUUUGGAACACGGUAUGGACAUCCAUCAAUGCGUAAUGGUUGGGGGAUUUUCAUCAGAUAUUAUAGUUGGAAAUGCUCUCUUAGACAUGUAUGCAAAAUGUGGAAGCAUAGACAAGGCACAUGAACUAUUUGACAGAAUGCUUGAAAGAGAUGUCAUUUCGUGGAAUACAAUGAUUGCAGGAUAUGCUCAAAAUGGCUUUGUUCGAAAGGCUUUAGAAACUUUCAAGCAAAUGCAAUUGGCAGGAGUAAAGCAAAAUUCUGCAACGUUUGCCACCAUCCUCCCUGCCUGUGCCAAAAUGGGAGCUUUGGAACAAGGUAUGGACAUCCAUCAAAGCAUAAGGGAAGGGGAAAUUUUGUCCAAUGUUAAAGUUGGAAAUGCUCUGGUAGACAUGUAUGCAAAAUGUGGAAGCAUAGACAAGGCACGUGAACUGUUUGAUGGAAUGCCUCAAAGAGAUGUCAUCACAUGGAAUGCGAUGAUUGCAGGAUAUGCACAAAAUGGAGUUUGCAAGGAUGCUCUCAAAACCUUUGAAUUAAUGAAGCACUCUGGAACAUAUCCUGACACUGUAAGCUUUGCUUGUGUUCUAUGUGCAUGCAGCCAUGCAGGUUUAGUAGAUGAGGGCUGUACAUACUUCAACCACAUGAGUAACCCCUAUUGCAUUACACCUACAGUUGAUCAUUAUGUGUGCAUGGUUGACCUUCUAGGCCGUGCUGGCUAUCUUGAGGACACCCUAAACUUUAUUAUUAAGAUGCCAGUGAAACCUGUGUUGGUUGUGUGGAUGUGUUUUCUUGGUGCCUGUAGAUCACAUAUGAAUAUAGGCUUAGGAGUAUUUACAGCGAUACUGCUUUUUGAUUUGGAUCCUAAAAAUACUGCAACUUAUGUUCUUCUCUCAAACAUCUAUGCAGAAGUGGGCAGGUGGGAUGAGGUUCAAAUGGUAAGGAGAUUGAUGAAAGAUAGAGGAAUUGAAAAGAGCCCUGGAUGUAGUUGGAUUGAAGGCCAUAAAAUGGUACAUGCUUUUUGUAGUGGAGAUGGAUUGCAUCCACAGAUACAAUAGGUCAAACGCAAGGUUGGAGAAAUUGACUCAGGAGAUGAAGGCGGUAGGGUAUUUUCCAAGACAUUACUUAAUUAUGUGGAAGAGGAGGAAAAAUAAUCAUUUCCCUGCCAUAAUGGAAAGUUUGGCAAUUGCAUCUGAUUUUUAAAACAUGCCUCUUGGAACAACUAUUAGGGUUAAUAAUUUUGAGCAUAUGCUGAUUAUCACAGUGCAGCACCAUUUAUCUGCAAGAUUGUUGCAAGGGAUAGUGAUAGCAAAGCGUUUCCAUCAUUUUAAACAGGGACAAUGUUCUUGUAGAAAUUAUUGGUGAUCCUAAAUGAAGCAACCUGAAAAAUAAGCUUGCACUGUAACAAUGUGCACCGUGUCUGACCUGCAGUAAUGAUGAAGGGAUUAGGUUUUAUUUUCAGUUUCUAGAAAGAUUCUUGACAGUAUUGGGAUAUCUGUCAAAGACCUGUUUUAUGAUAACAUGAAAGUUCCAACGAAUUGUAUUCACAAAUCCUUAAUAUUUAUGAGCUGAAAAUCUAGAGGAGGUGGAGAAUGGAAAAAAAACAAAGGCUGAGAAACACUUACAACAAUUUGAAGGAAAAAAUUCACAGUCAAAACCAGAAACUAUGCACAAUUCAAAAGAUGCUUGAUGGGAGAUGAGGGCUCACAAUUAUCCUUGUCAUUUUGGAUUGUUUUUUUAUUUUGGAAUAAUUGUAUCAUCUUUUGCCUAUGUUAGUAAA